Messenger RNA from Magnolia sinica, 869 nucleotides. RefSeq names its product auxin-responsive protein IAA9-like. Gene Ontology annotation, biological process: regulation of DNA-templated transcription. The record is from RefSeq and is a predicted model, not a curated record. Gene Ontology annotation, cellular component: nucleus. The coding region runs from base 176 to 748 and encodes 190 amino acids. Gene Ontology annotation, molecular function: protein binding. Lineage: Eukaryota; Viridiplantae; Streptophyta; Magnoliopsida; Magnoliales; Magnoliaceae. The transcript is spliced from 5 exons.
GUGAUAUGUAUGAUGGGCGGCUGGAUUUUCGUUUCCCGAACAUUAGUAGGAAGUAAGCGUGGAUGACAAGAUUUAUUUCAUGGCGCAAAUAGGCGUGGGAAAUUGGGAAAAGAGACAGCAUCAAAUCGGGUAGGCGGAAAGGCCGGCAAGGACAGAGACAGAUGUAAAAAGGGUAAUGAGCUCAGCGCUCGCGUCGAGGACGGGCUCUCCCCAGCCUUGUCGUGGCACCAAGAGGGGUUUUGAUGAGGCCUUCGACCCGACUUGUGCUGUGAUUAAGACACUCCCUCUCUUCUGGAAUGAUGGAAGCCAUGACCACGGUGAUGAUGGUGACGAUGAUGGCAAUGAUGCCGGUGCCUGCUUCCAAAUGAACCCAUCAUCAUGCCCAAUAAACAAUAGAAUUGUGGGGUGGCCUCCAAUCAAAUCAUCACUAAAGCUUCUAAGGGGAGAUAUUAAAGACAGCUACGUCGCUCCAAAUUCUCUCUACGUUAAAGUGAAGAUGGAUGGCAUGGCAAUAGGAAGGAAGGUUGAUCUCUCCCUCCAUGAUUCAUACCAGACACUCACCCAGGCAUUGGAACGCAUGUUUGGAAUACAUGAGAAAGGCAAGAUUGGGGACAUUGCACAUCGCCCAAACUACAGGAUCACUUAUCAAGACAAGGAAGGCGAUUGGAUGCUUAUCAGAGAUGUAUCUUGGCCAACUUUCAUAAGGUCGGUGCAACGCCUCAAGAUACAAAAGAUUAAUGGAGACUGAAAUGGGCCCAUGCUGAUGGAUCAUCUCUACAAAUUAAGGAGGAAUGAUAUUUGCAACCACGCAUCUACAGGCACCAAACACAAGUAACCCAAAUGUGCCAACCUGGCAUGUGUGUUCGAGA